CCGCCAUUCGUGUUUGCUGUCAAAACCUUAAUUUCGAUGUCUUGAAAUUUAUUAUAAGUUUGCACUCUUUAAUAUUAAUUUAAUGGGACAUUGAUAGUAAUUAUAAUUUCUUUUUUACAAUAAAAAAUGUCUAAUAUAUCACUUGAUAAGGAAACAUUCUAUCGUCGCAUGAAAAAGCUGUAUGCAGCAUGGAAGGCCGCUGCAGCUGAUUCUAAAAGCGAUGAGGCACUAUCCAAGAUAGAUUGUCUAGUAUCUUGUGUCGGUGUGGAUGAAGAUACCCUUUACAGUAAAUCAACAGCGUUACAGACAUGGCUAUUUGGAUAUGAGUUACCAGAUACAAUAACUGUCCUCACAGAGCACAGCAUGUGUUUCCUUGCCAGUAAAAAGAAAAUUGAAUUUCUCCGACAAAUUGAAAAUGGUAAAGAUGAAACAGAGUUACCUCCUGCAAAACUUCUUGUUAGAGAUAGAAAUGAUAAAGAUAAAGAAAACUUUAAUAAACUUAUACAAGAAAUAAAAAAAUCAAAAUCAGGAAAAUCUCUUGGUGUAUUUGCUAAAGAUAAUUAUCCAGGUGAAUUUUGCGAAAGUUGGAAGACGGCAAUGAAAGCAGAGAAAUUGGAAAAUGUUGACAUCAGUUCGUCAAUUGCCCUCCUCAUGGCGCCCAAAGAAGAUCCUGAAGUAAUAACUGUGAAAAAGGCUUGUUUGGUGACUGUUGAUGUGUUUACGAAAUAUUUAAAAGACCAAAUCAUGGAAAUUAUUGAUUCAGACAAGAAAGUAAAACAUUUGAAGCUUGCUGAAGGAGUAGAAGCUGCAGUAUCAGACAAAAAAUAUGUCACAGGUGUUGAUACAAGCCAAGUAGACAUGUGCUAUCCACCAAUUAUCCAAUCAGGAGGGAACUAUAGUCUCAAAUUUAGUGCUGUGUCUGACAAGAAUCACUUGCAUUUUGGUGCUAUAGUAUGUUCCUUAGGUGCAAGAUACAAAUCAUAUUGUUCUAACAUUGUUCGUACAUUGCUGGUCAAUCCUACUGAUGAAGUUCAGAGCAAUUACAAUUUUCUCUUGAACUUGGAAGAGGAGGUUAUGAAACACCUGGUGGCCGGCGCAAAACUGUCAUCAGUAUAUGAGGCUGGUUUGGCAUUAGCAAAGAAAGAGAAAUCCAAUCUGGUGGAUAAUCUUACAAAGACUUUCGGAUUUGCCAUGGGCAUAGAAUUUCGAGAAAGCUCAAUUGUGAUUGGGCCAAAAACUUCAAUAGUUGCUAAGAAAGGCAUGGUAUUCAACAUUAACAUUGGCUUGGCUAACCUACAAAACAGUGUCGCUACUGAUAAGGAAGGAAAGACAUAUGCACUGUUCAUUGGUGACACAGUGUUGGUGAAUGAGGAGCAGCCGGCAUCUCUCCUCACACAAUCGAAAAAGAAAAUCAAGAACAUUGGUAUAUUUUUAAAGGAUGAUGAUGAAGAUGAGGAAGAAGAGAAGGAGAACAAGACUGAGAUACUUGGCAGAGGCAAAAGGACAGCUGUUAUCGAAUCUAAGCUUCGCACAGAGCAUUCCUCAGAGGAAAAACGGAAGGAACAUCAAAGGGAACUCGCUAUUGCUUUGAAUGAAAAAGCAAAAGAACGUUUGGCCAAGCAGUCCAGUGGAAAGGAUGGGGAAAAGAUUAGGAAAAGUACAAUUUCAUAUAAAAGUGUCAGUCAAAUGCCUAGAGAGAAUGAAGUAAAGGAGCUUAAAUUGUAUGUUGACCGUAAAUACGAGACAGUGAUCCUGCCGAUAUUCGGUGUACCAGUACCAUUCCAUAUUUCCACAAUAAAAAAUAUAUCACAAUCAGUAGAAGGCGAUUAUACGUACCUUAGGAUAAAUUUCUUUCAUCCUGGUGCCACUAUGGGCAAAAAUGAAGGGAAUUAUGCACAACCGGAUGCUACAUUUGUUAAAGAAGUCACCUACCGAAGUACAAACACUAAAGAACCAGGCGAGAUAUCUCCGCCGUCCUCGAAUCUCAAUACAGGCUUUAGACUCAUCAAAGAAGUACAGAAAAAGUUCAAAACGCGCGAAGCUGAGGAAAGGGAAAAAGAAGACUUAGUAAAACAGGACACUUUGGUUCUCUCACAGAGCAAAGGAAACCCAAAACUUAAAGAUUUGUAUAUCAGGCCCAAUAUAGUCACUAAGAGAAUGAGUGGUUCUUUAGAAGCGCAUUCAAACGGAUUCAGGUUCACAUCGGUUAGAGGCGAUAAAGUUGAUAUUCUUUACAAUAAUAUAAAAAAUGCAUUCUUCCAACCAUGUGAUGGAGAAAUGAUUAUAUUAUUACAUUUUCAUUUGAAGCAUGCUAUUAUGUUUGGUAAAAAGAAACACUUGGACGUACAAUUUUACACAGAAGUGGGUGAGAUUACAACAGAUUUAGGUAAACACCAGCACAUGCAUGACCGCGAUGAUCUCGCGGCAGAACAAAGCGAGAGAGAACUACGUCACAAAUUAAAGGUCGCCUUCAAGAGUUUCUGUGAGCGAGUUGAGAACAUGACUAAACAAGAAGUCGAGUUUGACACGCCCUUCAGAGAGCUAGGCUUUCCUGGUGCACCAUUCCGGAGCACAGUACUACUGCAGCCCACCUCUGGCGCGCUCGUCAACCUAACCGAGUGGCCGCCCUUCGUCAUAGCUCUUGAGGACGUGGAACUGGUACAUUUUGAGAGAGUACAAUUUCACCUCAAAAAUUUCGAUAUGGUUUUUGUAUUUAAAGACUACGCGAAAAAAGUGGCAAUGGUGAACGCUGUACCUAUGAAUAUGCUGGAUCAUGUCAAGGAAUGGCUCAAUUCAUGCGACAUCCGCUACUCUGAAGGUAUACAAUCUCUAAACUGGACGAAAGUCAUGAAGACCAUUACCGACGACAUAGAGGGCUUCUUCGAUAACGGUGGCUGGUCUUUCUUAGACCCGGAAUCUGAUGUCGAAAAUGCUGAACAGGAAGAUGAUUCUGAAGAGGAAGAUGAUGCCUACGAGCCUACGGACGCAGAGUCGGAAGAGGAGUCUGAAGAUGAUUCGGAGUACGACUCAGAGGCUUCCGACGAGUCUGCCGGCUCAGGAGAUAGUGAAGAAGAGGAUGAAGAAUCUGGUAAAGAUUGGUCAGAUCUAGAGCGCGAAGCAGCUGAAGAAGACAAGAAAGAACGGAAUUACGACCGCGAAGACUUCGAUCGGAAACGCAAGGGUGGUCGCGAUCCUCCCCGCUCAUAUGGCGAGGAUGAGAGAAAUAGAAAGAAGAGCAAACAUGACAAACACAAAAGUUCCAGUCAUAAGAGUUCGAGUCAUAAAAGUCCAUCCAAACAUAGUAGUAGCAGUCCAUCGAAGAAUCGUGAUAAGCACCACAAAUCUCACCACUCAAGUGAUCACAAAUCAUCACACAGCAAGUCCAACGGGGAGCACAAGAAGCAUUCAAGCGAUCAGAAAUCUCAUAAGCGAUCUCGCGAUGACAGUCGGGAACAUGGGCGUAGUCCCAAAAAAGCCAAGAAAUAAGCAGACGAAGUAAUUUAUUUGGAGUUGAAACGGGUUCCAUUCUAUGCAUGCGGCUCGAGAGUCGGCUACAAAACGAGUUAAUUCCUAUCCAGUGUCCAUUUGCAUAAUGUUCAAAUCUGGUUGUCUGAAAGUUUAUAUGUUUGUACAUUGAUUUCCAGCGAUAAUUGUAAUUUAAUUAAUGCAACAAAAUAAAUGUAA
Messenger RNA from Achroia grisella, 3684 nucleotides. RefSeq names its product FACT complex subunit spt16-like (gene dre4). Gene Ontology annotation, biological process: positive regulation of transcription elongation by RNA polymerase II; transcription elongation by RNA polymerase II. Gene Ontology annotation, molecular function: nucleosome binding. Gene Ontology annotation, cellular component: FACT complex. Lineage: Eukaryota; Metazoa; Arthropoda; Insecta; Lepidoptera; Pyralidae. The transcript is spliced from 17 exons. Bases 127 to 3486 code for a protein of 1119 amino acids. The record is from RefSeq and is a predicted model, not a curated record.